AUGGUGAAGUUCACGGCUGAAGAGCUCCGUGCCAUCAUGGACAAAAAGAACAACAUUCGCAAUAUGUCUGUUAUUGCUCAUGUGGACCAUGGAAAGUCCACGCUUACAGAUUCCCUUGUGGCAGCUGCUGGGAUUAUUGCCCAGGAAGUUGCUGGUGAUGUUCGCAUGACUGAUACUCGUGCAGAUGAAGCAGAGCGUGGUAUUACAAUCAAAUCCACUGGUAUCUCUCUUUACUAUGAGAUGACUGAUGAGUCACUGAAGAACUACAAGGGCGAGAGGGAUGGUAACCAAUAUUUGAUCAACCUUAUUGACUCACCUGGGCAUGUCGAUUUUUCUUCGGAAGUUACAGCUGCUCUUCGCAUCACCGAUGGUGCUCUGGUGGUGGUUGACUGUAUUGAAGGUGUCUGUGUGCAAACUGAAACUGUGCUCCGCCAAGCCCUUGGUGAGAGGAUUAGGCCAGUCCUUACUGUGAACAAGAUGGACAGGUGCUUCCUUGAGCUUCAGGUUGAGGGUGAGGAAGCUUAUCAGACUUUUUCCCGUGUCAUUGAGAAUGCCAACGUCAUUAUGGCAACAUAUGAAGAUAAGCUCUUAGGUGAUGUCCAAGUCUACCCAGAGAAGGGGACUGUUGCUUUUUCUGCUGGCCUGCACGGAUGGGCCUUUACCCUCACUAACUUUGCCAAGAUGUAUGCAUCUAAGUUUGGAGUUGAUGAAGCUAAGAUGAUGGAGAGGCUUUUGGGAAACUGUGAUCCGGAGGGACCUCUUAUGCUGUAUGUUUCAAAGAUGAUUCCUGCAUCUGACAAGGGCAGGUUCUUUGCCUUCGGCCGUGUCUUCUCAGGGAAGGUUGCUACUGGUAUGAAGGUUCGCAUCAUGGGUCCCAACUAUGUCCCUGGCCAGAAGAAGGAUCUGUAUGUCAAGAGUGUCCAGCGUACUGUUAUCUGGAUGGGAAAGAAACAAGAGUCUGUUGAGGAUGUUCCUUGUGGUAACACUGUUGCAAUGGUUGGUCUGGAUCAGUUCAUCACGAAGAAUGCUACACUCACUAAUGAGAAGGAGGUUGAUGCAUGCCCAAUCAGAGCAAUGAAGUUCUCUGUCUCCCCAGUUGUGCGUGUUGCUGUUCAGUGCAAGGUUGCCUCUGACCUUCCCAAGCUAGUUGAAGGUUUGAAGCGUCUAGCGAAGUCUGAUCCUAUGGUUCUCUGUACAAUUGAAGAAUCUGGUGAGCAUAUCAUUUCUGGAGCUGGUGAGCUUCAUCUUGAGAUUUGCCUGAAGGAUCUGCAGGAGGACUUCAUGGGUGGUGCUGAAAUUAUCGUUUCCCCUCCUGUUGUGUCCUUCCGUGAAACUGUUCUUGAGAAGUCCUGCCGUACUGUCAUGAGCAAGUCACCCAACAAGCACAACCGUCUGUACAUGGAAGCGCGCCCCUUGGAGGAGGGUCUCGCUGAGGCCAUUGAUGAGGGCCGCAUUGGCCCACGUGAUGAUCCUAAGGUGCGCUCCCAGAUCCUCUCUCAGGAGUUUGGUUGGGACAAGGACCUUGCCAAGAAGAUUUGGUGUUUUGGACCUGAGACCACUGGUCCAAACAUGGUUGUUGAUAUGUGUAAGGGAGUUCAGUAUCUCAAUGAAAUCAAGGAUUCUGUUGUGGCUGGUUUCCAGUGGGCGUCAAAGGAGGGUGCACUGGCAGAGGAGAACAUGCGAGGGAUUUGCUUUGAGGUCUGUGAUGUCGUUCUUCAUGCUGAUGCUAUCCACAGGGGUGGUGGCCAGGUCAUUCCAACUGCCAGGAGGGUCAUCUAUGCUUCUCAGAUCACGGCCAAGCCAAGGCUGCUGGAGCCAGUGUACCUGGUGGAGAUUCAGGCCCCAGAAAAUGCACUUGGUGGUAUCUAUGGUGUUCUGAACCAGAAGAGAGGGCAUGUCUUCGAGGAGAUGCAGAGGCCGGGUACCCCGCUCUACAACAUCAAGGCUUACCUCCCUGUCAUCGAGUCCUUUGGGUUCUCCAGCCAACUGAGGGCUGCAACCUCUGGUCAGGCUUUCCCCCAGUGUGUCUUUGACCAUUGGGACAUGAUGGGCUCUGAUCCUUUGGAGGCUGGCUCCCAGGCUGCUCAGCUGGUGCUGGAUAUCCGCAAGAGGAAGGGUCUCAAGGAACAGAUGACCCCUCUUUCUGAGUUUGAGGACAAGCUCUAA
Molecule: messenger RNA, 2166 nt
Organism: Miscanthus lutarioriparius
Lineage: Eukaryota; Viridiplantae; Streptophyta; Magnoliopsida; Poales; Poaceae
Source: the annotation of a GenBank genome assembly